This is a messenger RNA of Patiria miniata (bat star), 3504 nucleotides long. RefSeq names its product metal cation symporter ZIP14-like. Bases 196 to 1644 code for a protein of 482 amino acids. Gene Ontology annotation, molecular function: zinc ion transmembrane transporter activity. Lineage: Eukaryota; Metazoa; Echinodermata; Asteroidea; Valvatida; Asterinidae. The record is from RefSeq and is a predicted model, not a curated record. Gene Ontology annotation, biological process: intracellular zinc ion homeostasis; zinc ion import across plasma membrane. Gene Ontology annotation, cellular component: membrane. The transcript is spliced from 8 exons.
GUGACGUCAUAGCAAUGCCUGAGUGCAUCCGACCAGCGAAUGCUGUAUUGUAUAGCCGUUUGCUUGUAAGGCAGGGGUAUAAUCGAUGUGCUUGGCAGUAAAAGUCGAAGCUUGACUUGUGGAGAGGAAACUUUCUAGCUAGCUCUGUCCGUUCAGCUUGAUUGGAUUGAAAUCGCAUGUCCCCAGCCAAAAAGGAUGAUGGUGUGGAAUCCAUGCGUUUUGCUAGCCGUGACCGCCACAUGUGUGGUUUUGACCGGUACCGGCGCCUUCCUUGGAGCGGAGGCCUCCUUAGCGGAGUUGCAGCUACUCCGUAUGCCGCGACAGGCCUCGGGUUCCAAUGGAACAGACUCCGCGUCGGCUCUCCAGGGACUCUUGAAUGACUUCGGUGCCAACGGACGGAUGACCAAGGAGCAACUGCAGCAGUUAAUGCAGGAAAUCAACGCAAAGUGCUUUUCUGCAGAGGAGCUCCUACGGGACCACUCCUUGACGGAGGCAAAUUUGCAGAAUGACACCGAAGCAACACUGAAGGAAAUCUGCCCAUCCCUGCUGUACACGACGACCCUGGAUGCGUGCCCAGACCCGGCCCCGACUCAAGCCCCGCCAGCCGACGAACCGGAGGAACCAACAAUCGCACAAAUUUGGGGUUAUGGGCUUCUCUGUGUCACCAUCAUCAACUGUGGUUCGCUCAUGGGAGCUUUUGUGGUGCCAUGCAUGAACAAGAGGGUGUACAAGCUCAUCAUAAUCUACCUUGUUGGGCUGGCCGUUGGGACGUUGACUGGCAGUGCCUUGCUUCAUCUGAUACCCAAGACUCAUGGUCUGAAAGUGAAGAAACUCGGCAACACGUUGGUCUGGAAGAACACCUGUAUCCUGGCUGGCAUUUACCUUUUCUUCUUCGCUGAGCGAGUCCUGAAGAUUGUGACUUCCAAAAAAGACUACAAACGAGAAGUCAAACGCAAGGAGAGCAUCAUGCAUGUCUCUGGAAUGCACGACCCCAAUUCCAACGGGGGAGAUGGGUACAAGAUCACUUCGGGUGAAUCUGCCCUCCAGCUGACUGAAUCCUUCCCAAUCGCCAAUGGUAACACUCUCAAUGAGAAGGAGGAUGGACAUGGCCACAGCCACGGCGAACUGACCUCUGCAGACGGCAAGGUGCGUAUCGCCUCGGUAGCUUACAUGAUUGUCUGCGGUGACGGUCUACAUAACUUCGUAGACGGGUUGGCUAUUGGGGCGUCCUUCACCACCAAUCUGCUGAGUGGUUUCUCCACCUCUAUCGCCAUCGCAUGUGAGGAGUUUCCUCAUGAGCUCGGUGACUUUGCUGUUCUGCUCAAGUCUGGGCUGACUGUCAAGCAGGCCAUGGGAUUCAACUUCUUGUCAUCGUUGAGUUGCUACAUUGGUCUGAUCGUCGGCAUCAUCGUUGGCCGUCUGACCGAGGCAGAACCGUACAUCUUCGCACUGGCCGCCGGCAUGUUCCUGUACAUCGCAUUGGUGGAUAUGUUGCCAGAGAUCGCCAACGUGACCUCUAAGAGCAAAUUCCGCCUUGGAUCUGAGAUGGGCAUCUUUCUGCUUCAGAAUGCUGGCAUACUGACUGGGUUCGGCAUAAUGAUACUUCUGUCUGUGCUGCAUCCCUACAUCAAAAUUAAAGCCUAGAUAGGUACACUCUCAAAAGGCACUGGUGACUGACCCGGAAGCGUAUUUUUUUGUUUGCAGCAUACAUCGUAUUUAACCAAUCACAUCACACACCCUAAUGUGAAUAUUGAUCACGCUGUGUGGAUGGAAGACACUACGAGUAGGUUCUCGUAGUGUUUUCCCUUCAAUUAAACUUCCCAACCAAAAGUAAACAAAAAUAUUUGAUGAAAAUGGAUAUGGGUUCGAACCACAGAUCUUGCAAUCCACAUAGUUCAUUCCACUCUCCACUAGACCACUGUGACAGCUCGACGAAAGCCGUUCUUUGAAAUGCUUUAUUGUACAUGCAUGACUGAGUGAUAGCAAUGGUGUGACGUCAUUGUUAUUUUCUUAUGAAUAAGCAUCAAACUAGCUGAAUAAUCAUGAUCCAUUGAUGAUGUGUGCUGCAAAUUAAAAUACCGAGACCCGGAUCGCGGAAAGUUUGGCCUGACACUUUACUUUGACACUCUUCUGAGUCAAAAUGACAUCUUUAACUAAUUUCUCGGGUCAAUUUGACUCAAUGUCAUAUGUAUAUCGGAUUACAAUUAACAUCGGACUCCUUGACCCUAUUAUUGGUUAAACCUUAUCGGGUGACCGGUUACUCUCCUAAUUAUCAUACUUACGCAUGCGCAAUACAACCAAUGAGUCCGUAUGCCACAGAGACAAUUCAUUCACACUACACAUAGCCCUGGCAAACGAACUCAUUGCGCGGAAAGCAAAUGAGGGAUAAUCCCUCCUUUGAUUUUACUUUAAUUUGGUUUGUUUUAAUUUGUUAUUAAUUUUUUUAACACAAAUUAUUUACAAAAGUUCUAGCUAGUGAUAAAUAUUAUGGGGGAACAGAUAAUAGCUAAGUUGUUUGCGUUUUUAUUUUAUGUAUACGUGUACAUGUCUUUCUAUAUAUUUGCUGACAACGGAUAUAAUUUCUUUCUUGAUGUAAGUAGAAAAACAACUUAUUUUUUAUCUUGUUUAUUGCUGUAAUUGUGUUGUGGUUUGUAUUUUUAAUUUUGGGUUGGUUUUAGAUGACGGCAUCUGGCGAAUGAGCAAAUAUACGUAUAAAAUGACACAAUGGAUACUCUUUUUUUUGGGUGAACAUUUUUUUUCAGGUAGGCCUAGUGGCUAAAUUCCCAAAGAAAACCAUGAAUGGUAAAGUGAGUGCCUUAUGUGUCGUCACACUACCGCCUACAGGAAAUCCAAUACAGUCGCAAAGUGCACUUUAAUCAAUCAUACCAUUAUAAAGAGACCUUCUGCACAAUGAAGACUUCAAGUCGACUUUUUUUCAAAUGGUAGUUGAUUAGUUAUGUACACAGCGGCAAACAUUUGAACGACGCAUGAAAAUUCUCAAAACAAAAGGCCUCAUAGUUCAAGGUGAACGGCCAACCUGCACAAGUCAGGUCGUUAGUGGACUCAAAUAACACGGAUAAAUGUUUGUGAAACAUAGAUGUACAAAAAUAAUGAUGAUGGUGGCAGGAAAAAUACUUGAAGGUUUUCAAAAUCACAUUUGUUUUGUAAUGAAAUAGAGCGCGCAAUGCGAAUAGGACAUUGCCGGAUUCAGCCCAUUAAACAUAGUUAUCUAUAAAAAAAAAUGUAUGACAUUUAAUAUGUAUAUAUUGGUGUACGGAGGUACUAAAGUGUAGAAGAAAGCUUUCAUGUUUUGCCAGUAUUUUAUACAUUUGAAACACUUGUAUGAGAUGGGACAUUUCGGACAAAAGAGUAUAAGACUAUAUAUUUUUAUGGAAAAACAAAUCUGUAGUGUUAAUGUAUUUUGUUCUUGAUUCCUGUAUUUUAAUGGUUUGCGCGGGGAAAAAUUAAUUUUCUAAUAAAAAGUGCUUUAAAUCAGGGAGCCAU